AUGAUAUUAUCGCUGAUUACUAUCCUUUCAAUUUCAAUCCUAAAUUCUGACUCAAUUGAUCCAGAAGAAUGUAUGAAAAACUAUAUCAAUUCGAUUCAAAACCAAACUUUCAAACACUUUCUCACUGAUGAUUUUGCAAUUUAUAAUUGUGGAGGAAAACCGAUUAGCUAUUCAGAUUUCCAACGAGAAGCAUUGAGAAAAUUGUGGGAUGGUUUAAGUCCAAUUCCGAUUCGAGAAUACAAAAUCAAAUCAGUGAAUCAAACAAAAUUCAAUGUUGAAGUUCAAUUUUCAAUUCGUGGUGAGAAAAAAGUGGCAAAUAUUGAAAUUGAAACUACAAUAUCCGAUGAUAAAGUAUGUAGAAUAAAAAGUGAAAGACAGAAAAAAUAUUUUUCGCGAGACAGAAAAUAUUAUUCCUCGUUUCUCAUUGAUUAUGAAAAAUUAUUCGGCAAAAAAGCACAAAACCUGCUCGAAGAAUACAUCGGGAAUCUAGAAAUCGGCAAAUUUUCAAACAAUUUCAAAAUUGUGAGAAGGUUUUCCAAGAAUUCAACAGCUAUUCAACCACUUCUCAAAUUAAUUCACAAAAAAAUUCCAACAAUUUCUUCAAAUCGAUAUUUUAUUGAACAAUCUUAUGAACCAAAUUUGGAUUUUCUUGUGACAAUUGAUGAUGGAAAAUUGAAGGUGGAAUUUUUUGUAGUUAUAAAUGAUCAGGGCGAUUUUGAAAUUCGAAUUGAAAGACAACCACAUUGGGAAACUCAAGAAUCAAUUAUUCCAUGGUUUACUUCGGCAUUUAUUGAUUAUCCUAGAACUUACGAAAGAAUAGUUGAAGAAUUGAUUGAAAAGUUUAGAAAUUCUAUUAAAACAAAAGAAAUUGAAGAUGAUAUUUUCUCGAUAUUAAAUUUGACUAGUUCAGAAAUGGGAUAUUUUUCCUCGUUUUAUUCUGUACUUUAUUAUGACUCAUCUCUGGAAAAACAACAAUUUUCAUAUCAAAAUUAUGAUGAAAAACAGCUUGAUUUUAGUAUCAAAUUUGAAAAUAACAAGUUUAAUUUAUUGAUAGAUGAAGAAAUGACUAUGGUUGAUUAUUUUAAUCGAAUUUAUGAAGAUAUCGCUAGAAAUUUGAUGGAUGAAUAUAAAAAUGUUCUAUGCUGGAAGAUCAAAAUAAAGAAAUUUUCAAUGAGAAAUUCAAGUUAUGCGAUUGCUCAAAAGGAUGUAUGA
Molecule: messenger RNA, 1212 nt
Organism: Caenorhabditis angaria
Lineage: Eukaryota; Metazoa; Nematoda; Chromadorea; Rhabditida; Rhabditidae
Source: the annotation of a GenBank genome assembly